AUGGCACAAGAUGAGAUUUUCUCAGGCCCAGUAUCCGAGAGUGUUCCGACCGCCUCGAGCUCAUUUUACCACCGCCGCUCACGAGCAGAUUCCAACGCCAGUUUCGCUUUCUACGAGGAGGAUCGGGAUUAUGAUUCCGAGGAGUGGGGAGAAGAUGCUAUACUAGAUGAGCAGGACGAUCUCGAGCGACAAAGUCUGAAUGGAGAGAACACCUUCUUAGAGCCAGAGCUGGACGCUGACCACGAGGAUGAUUCGCUGAGAGAGGAAGAGUCGGUCAUCGAACGACGCCCAAGCCACGGUCGGAGGAAGAACUCGGGCAUGUCAAGACGAUCUACUGGCUCGAGAGCCUCGAUUUCAGUACAGAGUCCUCUGCUACGCCGACAACAUUCAGAGUCCUCCGACAUCAGCGGCUUUUACACUGGAGAGCGAAUGACACAGAAGAUCUACAUCCUCACUGAGGAUUUGACCAUCGUCGUUGCUGGUUUCAAGACUUCGCUCCUGGGAUUCGCCAUGUACAUUUGUUUCUGUGUUCUGACUGGAGGUAUCGGGUAUCUCCUGUUCCGCUGGUUGCCUAAAUGGCAUACUCGCCUGGUAGGAAAGGCCACUCCGCUGGGUCAAGCAGACUGGGUCGUGGUGGAAAAUCAGUGGGGAGAGAUGGUUGUUCAAGCUCUCAGUACACAAGUGUUUGGUCAGCCAAUAUCAUCGGUGUUUGGACAUCCUCGGGGUAAGAUGCAAGAUUACGACGAAUACGACGAUCCGAUCAUGGACGAGCUGCGGAUCAUGGACUACAGGUACAUUCGAUUUUGCUACCACCCAGCAAAAGACAAGUUUGUAUUGGGAAACACCUGGAAAGAUCCGACCUGGACCGACGUGGGCACCAUUCGAAUGGGUAUCGAUGGUGAUGAGCAAGAAGUCCGCGAACGUAUUUUUGGGAAGAACGCCAUCGACAUUGAGCAGAAGACGACGGCACAACUGCUGGUGGACGAAGCAUUCCAUCCUUUCUACGUGUUCCAGAUCGCAAGCCUCAUAUUGUGGUCACUCGACGAGUAUUACUACUAUGCAGCUUGCAUCUUCAUCAUAUCGGUCGUCAGUAUCACCACCACACUCAUCGAGACCAAGCAGACCAUGCAGAGGCUACGCGACAUCGCAAGGUUUGAGAGUGACAUUCGUGUCCUGCGCAGCGGCUUCUGGCGUUAUAUCGAGUCUAGCGAGUUGGUCCCAGGUGAUGUCUAUGAGGUGACGGAUCCCAACUUGGCGCAAUUUCCUUGCGACAGCUUGCUGCUGUCGGGCGAUUGUAUCGUGAAUGAGAGCAUGCUCACGGGCGAGUCUGUGCCUGUAUCGAAGACGCCUGCGACUGACCACACAUUGGACAUGCUGGAUCUCGGCUCAUCGACCAUUCACGCAGACGUCGCGAAACAUAUGCUUUUUAGUGGCACAAAGAUCAUCCGCGCACGUCGACCGCAAGACGACAAGGGUGAUGAGGCGGCAGCGCUGGCGCUGGUCGUUCGGACUGGGUUCAAUACGACAAAAGGCGCACUGGUCAGAUCCAUGCUCUUUCCGAAACCGUCCGGCUUCAAGUUCUACCGUGAUUCAUUUCGCUAUAUUUCCGUCAUGGCAGGCAUCGCCGCUGUGGGCUUCGUUGCGUCUUUCAUCAACUUCAUUCGUCUGGGGCUGGAGUGGCAUCUCAUCAUCGUGCGUGCUCUCGAUCUCAUCACAAUCGUUGUGCCACCCGCUCUGCCCGCGACGCUCACCAUCGGUACAAAUUUUGCGUUACAACGACUCAAGGCCAAGAAUAUCUUCUGCAUCAGCCCACAAAGAGUCAAUGUAGGGGGCAAGCUGGACGUCAUGUGCUUCGACAAGACUGGAACUCUGACAGAGGACGGGCUCGAUGUACUUGGAGUACGCGUCGUCUCACGUCCAUCCAACCGUUUCAGUGAUAUCCUCACUGAGUCUUCGGCUUUACUACCUGGAGCAGUAUACGAGCGCGAUCCUACAACGGAUUACGCUGCCAAUAAAGCAAUUCUGUACGCCAUGGCUACGUGUCAUUCCUUGCGGAUUGUGGACGGCGAGUUCAUCGGUGAUCCACUUGAUCUCAAAAUGUUCGAGUUUACUGGCUGGCAGUUUGAAGAGGGGGUUGAACACUCGGGCGGCGGAGAAGACGAAGAGGACAACUCUUUGUCUCCGUCAGUGGCGCGGCCACCUCCUGGCUUGGAGUAUGACUUGGACGAGGAGCAGGGCACCCCGAACAGCAAAAGAGCGAUUGAGCUCGGCGUCCUCAAAUCGUUCGAGUUCGUCUCGCAACUUCGACGGGCCAGUGUAAUUGUGCGACAAUUCGGCGAGAAGAGCGGUGACGUGUUCGUGAAGGGCGCGCCGGAAGCGAUGAAAGAGAUCUGCAGACCUGAGAGCUUUCCUGUCGACUACGACGAUUUGCUGGCAUACUACACUCAUCGCGGCUUCCGAGUCAUUGCCUGCGCCACCAAACAUAUCUUCAAGUUGAACUGGUUGAAGGUGCAGAACAUGAAGCGGGAAGAUGCCGAGUCGAAUCUGGACUUUGUGGGAUUCAUCAUUUUUGAGAACAAACUCAAGGACACGACGACUGAGGUCAUCGGCGAGCUCAUGAAUGCCAACAUUCGGACCGUUAUGUGCACUGGCGACAAUAUUUUGACCGCCAUUAGUGUAGCAAGAGAAUGCGGCAUUCUCGAUCGCACUGCACAUUGCUUUGUUCCGCAUUUCGUCGAAGGCGAUGCGCGAACGGCGCUGUCAAGGCUCGCCUGGGAAAGCGUGGACAACCCCGUUUACCAAUUGGACGACAACACUCUGCGACCGUUGCCGCCGCCGGCCGAUCAUGACGCUUCAUUGCCCUAUGACAUCACAAACCUGCGCAAUUACUCGGUGGCGGUGUCGGGAGAUGUGUUCCGCUGGAUCAUCGAUUUCGCAUCGCCCAAAGUCCUUCGCGAGAUGCUUGUGGUCGGUCAGGUCUUUGCACGCAUGUCUCCCGAUGAGAAACACGAGCUGGUUGAGAAAUUACAAAGCAUCGACUACUGUGCCGGCUUCUGCGGCGACGGGGCCAAUGACUGCGGGGCGUUGAAGGCGGCCGAUGUUGGCAUCUCGCUGUCAGAGGCCGAGGCCUCUGUGGCAGCCCCCUUUACCAGCCGGGUAUUCGACAUCUCCUGUGUGCCGGAGGUCAUCCGCGAAGGCCGGGCAGCGCUCGUGACGAGCUUCAGCUGCUUCAAAUACAUGAGUCUCUAUUCCGCCAUCCAGUUCACGUCGGUCAGCUUCCUCUACGCCACGGCAUCGAACCUGGGAGACUUCCAAUUCCUCUUCAUCGACCUCCUCCUGAUCCUCCCCAUCGCCAUCUUCAUGGGCUGGACCGGACCCUACCGCGAGCUCUCCCGCAAGCGACCCACGGCCAGCCUCGUCUCGCGCAAAGUCCUCAUCCCCCUCAUCGGCCAGAUCGUCAUCUGCGUGCUGACCCAAUUCAUCGGCUGGUACUUCGUCCGCAAGCAAUCCUGGUACGAACCGCCGAUCAUCGACCCGGAGCAUUCCAACUCGGAGAACUCCGAGAACACCACCCUCUUCCUCAUCUCCUGUUUCCAGUACAUCCUCUCGGCCAUCGUGCUCUCCGUCGGGAAGCCCUUCCGCCAAUCCAUGCGGCACAACCUCCCCUUCGUCGUCACCAUGCUCAUCGCCCUCGGCAUCUCGACCUACAUGCUCUUCGACCCGGCCGCCUGGGUCCAGGGCGUCAUGGAACUGACCUGGACGAGCCCGGCCUUCCGCGUGUUCAUCCUGGUGCUGUCCAUCGGCAGUUUCGCCAUCAGCCACCUCUCGGAGCGGACACUCUUCCCGCGGCUGGCGAAGGCGAUCGGCCGGGCGGCGCAGUCGUGGCGGAAGGCGGAGAAGAAACGGAAGGAAUACAAGGUCAUUAUCGAGGACAUGUCCCCGUUGUAA
Dissoconium aciculare CBS 342.82 is the source of this 3948-nucleotide messenger RNA. RefSeq lists its product as uncharacterized. Gene Ontology annotation, cellular component: membrane. Gene Ontology annotation, molecular function: ATP binding; P-type ion transporter activity; ATP hydrolysis activity. Gene Ontology annotation, biological process: intracellular calcium ion homeostasis. NCBI's taxonomy places the organism in Eukaryota, Fungi, Ascomycota, Dothideomycetes, Mycosphaerellales, Dissoconiaceae. Bases 1 to 3948 code for a protein of 1315 amino acids. The transcript has a single exon. The record is from RefSeq and is a predicted model, not a curated record.